AUGCUGAGAACUCUCCUAGUCAAACAAUUCAUCGGUGACCUCUCUGUGGAUCAAUGUCUGGAUGUUUCUGAUCGACAGGACAUAUCAGUGAUAGUGAGUAAUCAGAUCCAGAUAUGGAGUUUGCCGAAGUACCCCACGGAUGGCCUGUUCCCAAUGCAACUCGAAACGGUCACUUCAGCGGAUGCCGUGCUGAAUUUGACAACCGGCUUAUUCUCGCAAGCGACGGCGGAAACCAAAUUCUCGAACAACGAUGCCAUGUACGUGUAUCUGGAUCAUACGAUGAGCCCCGAAGACGAGCUCCACGGACUUCAGCGUCGUUCAUUCAGAAUGGGGCGCUGGUCACCGGCAGCUUUGAGCUCCACGGAGUGUGUCCUCGCCACGCUCCAAGUGGAUCACCGUUUGAGGCUCCACCGUUACAUUCAGCGAGAAUGGCAGGUCGUCACUGAUGUGAGCGAAGCGCUGAGUGAGUUCGUGCGAAAGGAGAAUCAGUCGGAGAUCAGCCAGCUCGCAGAUAUACGCCAACACUGGGAGCACUUCACGCUGGCUCGCUCCAUAGUCCAUCGUAUGGCGAUUGUCAACUUUGCUUGGGCGGUGCCCUCGCAUUUCGAUCGACGAUUACAUUUGGCUUUGGCUCUGAAAGACGGCUCGCUUCGCUUUGUAGUCGUGCAGGUAUCUGGCGAAGCUACCGAGCUGACGAUUUCGCCGUCGAGUUUUCGGCCAAUCACCGGAAACGAGGCCCAGCUCGCCGUCGUCUGUUUACGCUGUGUUGCACUGAACGAAGACGUCUUCGUCGUCCUUGUGGGUUAUUCGAAUGGUCUCUGCCAUGCUGUGAAAGUUCAGAGAGAUUGUACCUACGAUUUCGGGGAGGCCGUGGCGUUAUGGAGCGAAGACGAUGACGUCACCCCGAAAGAAAUGUUCUGCACUGCCAGAGAAAACCGCCUGAUCGUGACAAUUGUUAAAGGGGCUUGGCUCUGUUUAGCUGCGAUAGAUUUAGAAACGAUGCGUACGGUCGGAGAUGUUCUCCCGAUAAAAACCGAGGGCAGGUCCGAGUGCACAAGCUGUCAUCGCACGAACAUCCCAGCCGCAGACGAUUACCUCGAGAGUUUACUCUUGACUUACCCGAAUGAGAAGACUUUGCAUUGCGUUAUAUCGGAGAAUCUCACCGUUGAGGUUCGGAACCUCAGCAUGGAAGUGACACACGGAUAUCGCGCCGUCGGAAGCGGGGAAAGCUACAACGGGGUGCUCCUGUACGUAGUGGAGAAAAUGGCUUGCAUGUCCGACAAACUCAUGCUAACCGGAGCGAACAAGCUCAAAAUCAUCUCCACGGUGCCUAUAGAGAACGCGACGGCAACCAUCCUUAGUAUUUUCGAGCACAGUGGAAACAUGCUCUUCCAAAUCAAGGACUACCUCGAUAUACUAUUUUACAAUUACCAGAAGACGGAGCGACUUCCUGAAGAUCUAUCGUUCUAUUUAAGGGAGGAAAAUCUGGCGUCAGAUAUUCUGAAAAACUAUAAGACAACCCAGAUUCUGAUAAUUCGCUUGCUGCUCCUCUGGAGUCCACCUGCGAAACGGAACACGAAAGUACUGUCCGAGCUAGCGAAAGAGACGCUGCGACGAAGAUAUCGCUUCAUUCUCGCGAAUAAUCACAACCAAGAUGGAUUGAGUGAGGUUCAGCGGCGUUCCUUGGUCCUUUUCGCUGACUUCCUCCAGGACUCGGAGCCAGAACUCAGCAGGGAGGCUUACGUUUCUCUGAAGUGUACUUCCCCGAGCCGCAACGCACGAGACUCCUGUGAACUGUGUGAUGGCGAGGUUCGGUUGAAUCUCGACGAUCCCAGCAUUGGAUCGUGCUCCCGUGGUCAUCGAACCAGCAGAUGCAUGUACAGUUUGUUAUUAUGUCGCACAAUCGAUCAAAUGAGUAGAUGUCUCACGUGUGGAUGGUAUGCACUCAACGGAGAAAUAUGGGAGAAACCCGUUGAAUGUUUGCUCUGUGGUCUGCCUCUGAGUGCUUAUCCCUAGAGGGAACGAAUCCCUUCUAUUCAGAGACUCUCCGCGCGAGGUACUUC
Galendromus occidentalis (western predatory mite) is the source of this 2063-nucleotide messenger RNA. RefSeq lists its product as uncharacterized. The record is from RefSeq and is a predicted model, not a curated record. Gene Ontology annotation, biological process: transcription initiation at RNA polymerase III promoter. The transcript is spliced from 3 exons. NCBI's taxonomy places the organism in Eukaryota, Metazoa, Arthropoda, Arachnida, Mesostigmata, Phytoseiidae. Gene Ontology annotation, molecular function: histone acetyltransferase activity. The coding region runs from base 1 to 2016 and encodes 671 amino acids. Gene Ontology annotation, cellular component: transcription factor TFIIIC complex.